Molecule: messenger RNA, 1155 nt
Organism: Tricharina praecox
Lineage: Eukaryota; Fungi; Ascomycota; Pezizomycetes; Pezizales; Pyronemataceae
Exons: 1
Coding region: 231-944 (237 amino acids)
Source: RefSeq, a predicted model, not a curated record
GCUUGAGAAUUGCGGUUCUGAAGCGAAGCGAGAUGCCGCGGCGAAUCUAGCUGGAUGCAGCCUAGCCCGCCAGCCAGCCCACUUGGACGUCAUGCAUGCGCAACGCGACGAGUUCCGAAGCUCAUGGGUGUCGCCGUCGGUGCUUCUCCACCAGUCGGUCAGUCGGUCAGCCAGCCAGCAAGCAAGCAGUGCACUACCGCCCCAAGCCGAGUGGAUGGGCCUAGGAGGGGAUGGGACUACGAGUAGAAGCGGCACCAGCUCGAGUAAGCAGAGAAGGGAGAUGGGAGAUGGGACAAGGGACAAGGGAAAACAAGGAGGCGUGCACGGUAAUCGAUAGCCGAGCGACAACCCACCCCAACCCGACCCAUUCUCGUUCCACAGACCGUCCGGCCAGUCGCGCCCGAAGGCAGCCACCGCGCUUUCCCGAGCGAGCGAGCAAAGUAAUCGUCCGUCGCCGAGAGCGUCUCAGUCCACUGCACGACGGGAAACGGAGAGCGAGCGCGGGGCCGCGGAAUCCAAGGACCGACCGUCAUCGCACCCCCAAUACCCACCACCAGCCACGGUGCCCACAUACACCAACACGCGGAAUGGCGACGGCCGGCAACAACUCUGCGUCGUCGACGCUGCGAACUAACUAUCCACUCUGGGCACCCAUCUCUCUCUGCCGAGGAUGUGACAACGCGCUCGAUUGUUUUCUUUAUUUCAAUUUCGGUUUCGAUCCAACUGUUGGUCUUGAUUCCGCGGAUGUUUCGUUUGCUUGCUUGCUCGCAGUCUGUAAUGAUGCCGGUCCCGUCUUGCGCAUAUCCGCCGUGUGUGGGAGAAAGAGAUGUGCCACGGCAGAAACCUCGUCGCAUCGCUCUCGACGGUGUAACUUGACCGGACAACAGGUCUCAGUACGCAAGCACUUGAAAGUUGGCAGGCAAGCAAGGCAACCAGACAGAUAGAUACGGUAGAUGGCUGUCAGCACCUACAGCACCAUCCACCCCUCCAUCCCACGCAGGGAAGCAUCCCAAACAGGAAUCCUUCACCCUUCCCGCAUCCCAUAAUCUCCAACGAAUCCCGCUCAAUCAAUCCACAACACAGAGGCAUUUCGAUUCCCCCCCCUCCUCUCCGGAAAUAACUGGCGUUGCCGCAAUCCCCGCACCUGGCAGCAAG